Dovyalis caffra is the source of this 1104-nucleotide messenger RNA. NCBI's taxonomy places the organism in Eukaryota, Viridiplantae, Streptophyta, Magnoliopsida, Malpighiales, Salicaceae. The record is from the annotation of a GenBank genome assembly.
AUGGAGAGCGAAUCGGAGAUGGUAGCUUUCCCGUUGCUAUUGACGCCGAUCGAAUCAAAUUACAGAGCCUGCACCAUUCCUUACCGCUUCCCAUCAGACAAUCCUAAGAAACCAACCCCUACUGAACUCCAGUGGAUUGACCUCUUUCUCAGUUCCAUUCCCUCCUUCAAGAAACGUGCUGAAAGUGAUUCUACUGUUCCUGAUGCUCCUGUUAGAGCUGAAAAAUUUGCUCAAAGGUAUGGUGAAAUACUGGAGGACUUGAAGAAAGAUCCAGAAAGCCAUGGUGGCCCUCCCGAUUGCAUUCUUCUCUGCAGACUGCGGGAGCUGAUCCUUAGAGAGUUGGGAUUUACAGAUAUAUUCAAGAAAGUCAAGGAAGAAGAGAAUGCAAAGGCUAUUUCACUAUUUAAGGAUGUAGUUCAGCUUAAUGAUGCUAUUGAAGAUGAGGCCAAACGCUUAGAAAAUCUUGUCAGAGGAAUAUUUGCUGGGAAUAUAUUUGACCUUGGUUCUGCAGAGCUUGCUGAGGUUUUCUCAAGGGAUGGAAUGUCCUUUUUGGCUAGUUGUCAAAAUCUUGUCCCUCGACCCUGGGUCAUCGACGACUUGGACACCUUUAAAGUGAAAUGGAGCAAGAAAUCAUGGAAAAAGGUUGUCAUCUUUGUUGAUAAUUCCGGUGCAGAUAUAAUUUUGGGUAUUUUGCCCUUUGCAAGAGAGCUAAUGCGACGUGGAACUCAGGUUGUUUUGGCUGCCAAUGACAUGCCUUCUAUCAAUGACGUCACUUACACUGAACUGAUAGAGAUUAUAGCAAAGUUGAAGGAUGAAAACGGACAGCUCAUGGGUGUUGACACAUCAAAUCUUUUUAUAGCCAAUUCUGGAAAUGAUUUACCGGUUAUUGAUCUUACAAGAGUAUCCCAAGUACUAGCCUAUCUAGCAAGUGAUGCAGACCUAGUAGUAUUGGAAGGAAUGGGUCGUGGGAUAGAGACAAAUCUUUAUGCUCAAUUUAAGUGCGACUCUCUCAAGAUUGGGAUGGUGAAACAUCCAGAGGUUGCUCAGUUCCUUGGAGGACGGCUUUACGAUUGUGUUUUCAAGUACAAUGAAGCCGUGAGUUAA